Messenger RNA from Schistosoma intercalatum, 1497 nucleotides. NCBI's taxonomy places the organism in Eukaryota, Metazoa, Platyhelminthes, Trematoda, Strigeidida, Schistosomatidae. The record is from the annotation of a GenBank genome assembly.
AUGAAAUCAUUAACUAAUUAUCCAUCGGAUUGUUUAAAAUCAUUAACAAAUGAAGAAAUUAUGGUAUAUAAUUUUCGUGCAUAUGUAUCACCUUUACUUGCAUUUAUUGGUAUACCAGCAAAUAUUUUUGUAAUUAUUAUAUUUAAUAUAUUAGAAAAACAACAAACAUGUCGGUUUAAUUUAUAUGCAAUAUGGAUGGCAUUAGCACAUUUAAUACAAUUAAUUGUGAAUACAUUAAUUGAUGAUUUUUUAGGUCGUGGUUUAAAAUGGGCAACGGAUUGUUAUAUUUGGUAUCAAGUUGAUUCAUAUUCAUCAUUUACAUGUAAAUUAUUAACAUAUUUAUCUGAUGUAUCUGCAUUAAUUGCAUCAUUUAUUCUAAUGUUAUUUAGUAUAGAUCGUGUAUGUUCAAUAUAUUGUGCUAAACAAGUUGAACAAAUAUUAGAUUUACGUAUAGCUAAAUUAUCUAUAUUUAUAAUCUAUGUAAUUUGUUUUCUAUUAAAUAUACCUCAUUUAAUUUAUGCUGAUUUAAAAGAUGAUUCAAGAGAAAAAUCUAAUUGUCAAUAUGUUGAUCCAGUGGCUGGUGGAGUAAAAUAUGUAUUAUAUUUAUAUAUUAUUGGUGUUACAAUAUUACCGGCUAUUUUAAUUUUUAUAAUGAAUAUUUUAAUAUCAUGUAAAUUAAAAUCAACUAUAAAACGUUCAAAAUUAAAUGGUUAUCAUGAUAGACAAUCAUAUAGUGAAUUAAGUAAAGUGAUUACUCAUUUAGCUAUAAGUAUUAUGUUUACUUGUUUAUCAAUUCCAUUAGUUGCAUUAAUGAUAUUACGACAAAAAGUACAUUUUAAUAAAUAUGAAUUAAUUUAUCCAAUUUAUGCAUAUAAAAUUAUACAAUUAUCAAAAUUAUUUAGCUCUGUUGAUUCAUUUAAUCAUGCAUUUGAUUUUUUUUUAUAUUGGGCAUUUUUACCAGUAUUUAGACAAACAUUAUAUAAACUAAUUACAAAUAUGUGUUCAAAAAUAUUAUGUAAUUGUAAUAAAAAGAGAAUGAUUAAUCAACAUCAUCAUAAUAAUAUCAAUAGUAUGAAUAUUAGUACCAACAAUAAUGCUAAUAUUAUACUAAAUAAUAACAGUAAUCAUAGACUCAUCAAUAGUCAGAAUAACAAUACUACUAAUAAUAAUAAUCAUUAUAACUAUGAUUUAUCUGACUUACCUUGUUACUCAUACUUGGACUUUCCUCUAGGAUAUUUUGAUUUUUCUCAUUGCAGUGGUCGUUGCUCUCCUCAUAGUCUUUACUAUUAUCAACAUUAUCGUACUCACCGUCAUCGUCGUCAUAAUCAUUAUCAUCAUUGCCAGUAUCAUCAACCCCAUGAUCAAUAUUACCAGAAACGUCAACAAAAAUCUUAUCAAUUGGAAUAUAGUAAACAAUUAAGUUUUCAUUGUAUGGAAGAACUUCAUGACAAACAUUUACAAAAUGAACAACAAUAUGAAACGAAAAUUUCUAGAUAA